GAGCAAUUGUGCAAUUGUUAACAGCAUAACAUAACCUCAAAAAACAUUAAAUAUUACUCAAUAUUGUGACAUUGUCAUAUUGCUAUAAAUUUUGUUUAUAUUUUUAAUUAAUAGUUGUGGUAAUAUAUUGUAAUUAAUUAUGAAUGAUUAUUAUGGAAAUGAACAAGGUAAUCAACCACCUUUUCCAAGACAACAACAAUCUGGAUUUGAUCCUAACCGGUUGCCACCAAGACAACAAUCAGCUUCAGAUAUUAUGAGUAUCACAAUGACUCCAGAAGAAAAAAAAGUACUUGGAGAAUGUCAAACACAAGCAACAAUAAGAGGUGUAUCACUUGGUGCACUUGCAACUGGUGCAUGUUAUUAUUUAAUGAAUAAUGGUACAUUAAAAAAAAAUCGUUUGAUACUUGGUUUAACUAGUUUUUCUGGUUUUAUUAUUGGAUCAAUGUCAUAUCGUACAACUUGUAUGCAAAAAUUAAUGGCACUUCCAAAUAGUGAUUUUAAAGCUAGAAUUCUUCAAGCACAAAACAUGAACAAUCGAGAAUAUCAACCACGUGAUGGUGAAUCUCAAGCUUGGUUUGAUGGAAAAACUGCAAAUGAUUCAAAAUUACCAACUGAUGAUUUUUCACCAAUGGGUCAUGCUCUUGAUAUUGAACCUUAUCAAACACCAGAUUAUGAUUCAUUAUCAAGAGGUGCAAUUGACAAUGAUUCAGAUGCUGGAUUUAAAUUAAAUCCUCCUCUUCCAAAUAACAACUCAUACGUUAAUUAUGAUGAUUUAAGACGUAAAAAUCGUAUUGAUUAUGAAAAUAGAGCAAUACCACAAAGCUCACCAUAUCAGCCACCAUCAGCAUAUCAACCACCACCACCACAACAACAACCAAUAGUUCAAAAACCACCAACUUAUGAUGGUGGUGUAUUUGAUCCACCACCAAGAUCGAAUGACUAUUGGCGAUAAAUAUGUAUAUUUAAAAAUGUAGUUAAUAUUUUUUAUUAAUCCCUUGUUAUGAUUAACUACACUGUAUCAAAUAAUAAAGAAAAAAAAU
This is a messenger RNA of Aphidius gifuensis, 1040 nucleotides long. RefSeq names its product OCIA domain-containing protein 1-like. Bases 140 to 952 code for a protein of 270 amino acids. Gene Ontology annotation, cellular component: endosome. NCBI's taxonomy places the organism in Eukaryota, Metazoa, Arthropoda, Insecta, Hymenoptera, Braconidae. The transcript is spliced from 5 exons. The record is from RefSeq and is a predicted model, not a curated record.